UCCUCUCUCUAAAGCUCAUUAUCGAUCAUGGUGGUUUUAUCUCAGCCGAUCAUUGAUGGCAAUCUCACCCACAUCAAAACAUGCAAGGCGGCGGCGGUGGCGGCGGCCAACGCCGUCGCCAUCCCCGUCGUCGACCUGUCUCAAUCCGGCGCCAAAACCCUCAUCGUUGAAGCCUGCAAAGAGCUGGGAUUCUUCAAAGUGAUCAACCACAGAAUCUCCAUGGAUUUCGUCACCCAAUUGGAAUCCGAAGCCAUGAAAUUCUUCAAAUUGCCGCCGCCGGAGAAGGCCAGGUCCGGCCCCCCUAACCCCUUCGGCUACGGCAGCAAGGUCAUCGGCCCCAACGGUGACGUCGGCUGGGUCGAGUACCUCCUCUUCUCCACCAACCCCGACCUGGCCUCCCGCAACCCUAGCGCCGCCGCCACCGGAAUCUCGGAGACGCUAUGGGAAAUGGCGAACGAGUAUGUAUCCGCGGUUCGAGAAAUGGCGUGCGAGGUUCUCGAAAUGAUCGCGGACGAACUCGAGAUCCCAACGAGGGAAGCCCUGAGCCGCCUAAUCCGCCAUCACAAGAGCGACUCGUGCUUCCGGAUCAACCACUACCCGGCCCGUCCGAACCUGCAGGCUCUGACGGGCCGGAGCCUGAUCGGGUUCGGCGAGCACACCGACCCGCAGAUAAUCUCGGUGCUGCGGUCCAACGACGCCUCGGGCCUCCAAAUCAGCAGCGGCGGUGGGGGCGGGACCAGGUGGGUGGCGGUCCCGCCCGACCACGCCGCCUUCUUCUUCUUCGUGGGGGACACGCUGCAGGUGAUGACGAACGGGAGGCUGCGGAGCGUGAAGCACAGGGUGGUGGCGGAGAGCGUGAGGGCGCGCGUGUCGAUGAUAUACUUCGGUGGGGCCCCGCUGACGGAGAAGAUAACGACGUUGGAAGGGGUGAUGGAGGAAGGGGAGGAGAGUUUGUAUAGGGAGUUCACGUGGGCUGAAUACAAGGAGUCAGCCUAUAAGAGCAGGUUGGGUGAUGAUAGGUUGAGCCUUUUUCUGAAGUCUACUCCUUCUGCUGCUGCCCAAUAGAUUCGAUCUUUCUGGUUUAAUUUUUUUAUUUCUAUUUUUAGUUUUUACUUUUUUUUAAGUAGUAGUGCAAUAGUUGCUUUGGUGGAGUAGUGGAAUAUGUAUAUUGUGUGUGUGUUUGAUUUUGUAAGUAUAUGUGUGUGGUCAAAACCUUGGAAUCCCAACUUUGGUUGACUUCGGAAAAAAAAAUUUAGGACAGUUUAUUUUUUGGA
Molecule: messenger RNA, 1274 nt
Organism: Salvia hispanica
Lineage: Eukaryota; Viridiplantae; Streptophyta; Magnoliopsida; Lamiales; Lamiaceae
Product: gibberellin 2-beta-dioxygenase 3-like
Source: RefSeq, a predicted model, not a curated record